CUGUGGUGAAGAAUAGGUACCCCCACAAGUUGUGCCGCUUCCUUGGGCGGCUUCCUCCGCCAUGGAGGCCCGCUUUCCCCUGCGCUCUCAUUUGCCCGGCUCCAAGCCACGAGAGGAGCAGAUGGCGCCGCUGGACCCUCUCCUUCAUGACCAGCUGAGCUCGAUGGGUCAGGAGAUUAGCCACAUGCUGCUGCGCGCGGGUCCACCCUUGGACUUUGAGGCGCCGUUCCGCCUGACGGAGGAGAAGGAGUGCAAGAGGCGAAUCAUUCCCGACUUCGAGAAGCCGAAGGCCUCGACUCCACGGGACUUCAAGAUGGAGAAGGCGCACCUUGCCAUGCCAAUGGCUGAAGCUGUUCCUCCCUCCCCCGGAGUGGCGCCCACGAUGUGCAGCCGCUGUCACGUGCUGAACAUGCAGGUGCGUGCAUUGGCGCAGUCCUUGGCCGGGCUCGGGGCAAAGGCCUUCAACUGGUCCAUGGGCCUGAGCAAGUUGCAGCGGAGGGACCUGGCCGAAGCGGUCUUGGAAUAUUGCAGGCCCUGUGCGCACCUGGAUACGACACUGGAGGGCCUUUGCAUUGACCUGGAGAACAUCCAUUGGGGCAAGGUGGCUUCGGUGGGCAACCUGAACCAGCAAGCGCCUCCCGCAGAUUGGAUCUCCCAGGCCAAGCAGGCCCAGACGUCGGAACUGCCGGCGCACAGCCGCCCCAGCGGGCCGGAAGCCGGCGGCACGCCGGGGUCGGCCACCGGGGCCGUGUCUGCGCUGAAGGACCAGGACCAUGACCUCAGCCUCAUCUGUGACCCCGGGUCCACGCCCAGCGUGCGGCCCUCCGUGGCGAGUGCCGCGGGGUCGUUGUCAUUGCCCUUGUCCAAAUCAGAGGUGCCUGAAGCCACUGUGCAACAGCGCUUGCAGGAGAUCCUGGAGCAAGGGCAACAGCAACGCCUUGAUGUUGCCAGCCUACAGGAGCUCCAACGGCUCUUGACCACGGUGGCCUCUGGGCUGUCGCCCAAGGCCACCGAGGCGCUGUCGCCGUCGCCGCUGUCGCCGCGGAGCGAGGCCUCGCUGAAGGAGCGGUCGCUCUUCUGCCCUCAGCAGUCCACGAGCCCAAGCCCGGGCACGCGGCAGAAGCUGCCAGAGCAUCAUGGACCGCCCUUGUUGGUGCCCAGGCAGCAGGACUUGCCGCCACGGCACCCGCCAGCCUUGCAGGGCCCACUGAGCGCGCAUCCGGCCACCGGCCCCCAGAGCCGGAGCCCGCGCAGCGCGACGCCGCCGGAGCGGCCGAGCACGCCGGUGGUGCCACACCGGGCUCUGGGACGCGAGGCCAAACUCUGCUCGGACGUCCUGGGAGGGCCCCGGGGCGAGACGACUUCGCUAGGUGGACCUGUGGAUGAGCGACUGUCCAGUUCAGGUCUGCAGCCCCCUGAUGUGGAGAGACAAAGACUUUCAGGUGUGCCUUCCGAAAUGACAUCUCAGACAUCAUCAGGUCUACAGCCUGCUCUCCUUGAGCAACAGAGACUUUCAGGUGUGCAACAGGAUCUGCCAUCGCAGCGGCUGUCAGGUGCACCGGCACUUGAUGUUGAGCGGCAGCGACUAUCAGGUGUUCCACCUGCAGAAGUUUCGCAGCAGCGUGUGUCAGGUCUGCAGCCCCCUGAUGUGGAGAGACAGAGACUUUCAGGUGUGCCUGCCGAAAUGGCGUCCCAGAGAUUGUCAGGUGCACAGCUGACGGAAGUGGAGCAGAGACUAUCAGGCACCAAGCUGGACGUUCAGAUGGCCUCUGUAGCUGCGGUGGGCGGCAGCUUUGAGAUCUCCCCGGGGGCUGCAAGCACCCAACAUGCGGAGACCACUCCCGGUGGCGGAUCAGGUGAUGACGGCUGGGAGGACGACGACCAAUGGCAGAAGAAGAACACUGGGGGUGAGGUGACCCUUGCAGCUCCACAGAUCCAAGUGAAGGCGCCUCCCGCCAGCGGCAGUGAGGGGACCUCUCCGGCGAAGGUCGAAGACACCACGCGGGUGGUCCGUGGGUCCGAUCCUGCUCCGCAGGUCCAACGUGAGACCUCCGGGCUCAGUGGUGACAAGCCUAAGGCGGCUGCAGCAGCGGCGACCAAGAAGGCGUCCCGGUUCACCUUCAUGGGCAUGAGCCGGAAGAAAUGAUUGACGGUGCAGUGCUGGGGGAGGAAGCCCGUCUUCGCCG
Messenger RNA from Durusdinium trenchii, 2186 nucleotides. The record is from the annotation of a GenBank genome assembly. NCBI's taxonomy places the organism in Eukaryota, Dinophyceae, Suessiales, Symbiodiniaceae.